CGUGAUCGUACUAUUCGUACUGUUGCAACAAAAAUAUGGCCGACCGCCCGCGUUUGACUGUCGGCUUGAUUAUCAAACUAAGUGACCAAACAACAGUAUUCACGUAAUUAAACGUAAUAUAUUCCAUCCAAGAUGAUUUCUACAAGAUAUUUUUCAUUCAUCUCUGGCAUAGUGAUAGCUUCAGUGACAUGGACUUUUAGCUUAUACUUAUAUUCAAGAUUGUCGCAAAACACAAACAUAGCUAAUCCUACGAUCUAUGUGCCAGACUUUGCUCGACCUCUGAAGGAAUCUGUGUUCGACCAAAGGUCAAAUGAUCAACACGAGGCAAUUUACAUCCAGAAUUUCCAAGAUAAAAUUUAUAAGCACCAAGUCAGUGGUAAAGAUCCAUAUAAUUACAAAGCCCAAAAUGACUUUCAAAAUAGCAAUAAAUUGCUGCAACAAUUACAACCGGUCCCAGUUAAGCCAGCAGUCACUGUGGGAGGAGAGCUCGAUGAAAUUGGCAUGGUGAAAAAUUUUGAGGAGCAACAGAAAAGAGACGAAGGAUACAAGAAUUACGCAUUUAAUGUGUUAGUGUCUGAUCAGCUGAGCUUGCAUAGAGAAAUACCUGACACUCGUCACAAACUUUGCCAAUCUUUGGUGUAUGAAAAAUCAUUGCCAAAUACCAGCGUAGUGAUAUGCUUCUACAAUGAGCACUACAUGACACUAUUGAGAUCCGUACAUUCAGUGGUUGAUCAGACUCCGGAUAAAUUACUGCACGAAAUUAUUUUGGUAAAUGAUUGGAGCGACGAUGACGCCCUGCAUGUCAAAUUAGAUGCCUAUAUUAAAGAGCACUUUGAGAAGAAAGUAAGAUUGUACAAAACUCAGCGAAGAGAAGGUUUGAUCAGGGCAAGAAUGUUCGGGGCCAAAAGAGCAACUGGACAGGUGUUGAUAUUCUUAGACAGUCAUAUUGAAGUUAACAACAUGUGGGUUGAGCCACUACUCUCUAGAAUCGCUCAAUCAAAAACCAUUGUCCCUAUGCCCGUGAUAGAUAUUAUAAAUGCUGAUACCUUCCAAUAUACGGGAAGUCCCUUAGUUAGGGGUGGGUUCAACUGGGGGUUACACUUCAAAUGGGACAACUUGCCUGUUGGAACCUUGGUUCAUGACGAGGAUUUUGUUAAACCAAUAAAAUCACCAACCAUGGCUGGUGGAUUAUUUGCAAUUGAUCGCGAAUAUUUCACGUAUUUAGGAGAGUAUGACUCUGGUAUGGAUAUAUGGGGAGGUGAAAACUUAGAAAUAUCAUUUAGGAUAUGGAUGUGUGGAGGUACAAUAGAGCUAAUCCCGUGUUCACGAGUUGGCCAUGUGUUUCGAAGACGUCGACCCUACGGUGGGGAUGACCAGCAUGAUACCAUGCUGAAAAACUCGUUGCGCGUUGCUCAUGUGUGGAUGGAUAAGUACAAGGAUUACUUUUUGAAGGAUGUUAAAAAAAUUGAUUAUGGUGAUAUUUCGAAGCGUGUUGCACUACGGGAAAAAUUGAAGUGUCAAGAUUUUUCUUGGUACUUGGAAACAGUUUAUCCAGAGUUAACAUUGCCGGAUGAUACAGAGAAACACUUGAAAGAUAAAUUGGCGAAAGUUAAUCAGAUACAAAUGCAGCCAUGGCACUUAAGAAAGAGAAAUUACACCGAUCAAUAUCAAAUUAGACUGGCUGGCUCUGCUCUUUGUAUUCGAAGUGAGAAGGAUAUUAAGACAAGGGGAUCAAAGUUGAUAUUGACACCAUGUUUACGAACUAAAUCGCAGAUGUGGUAUGAGACAGACAAAAACGAAUUAGUACUUGGUCAAAUAUUGUGUCUAGAAGGGAACGAAAAAUGGCCAAGACUUGGAAAGUGUCACGAAAUGGGUGGAAACCAGGAAUGGCAUCACAAAGGGACCAAACGUAUACCAAUAUACAAUAUGGCAGCUGGUACCUGCUUGGGAGUACUUAGCAAUAGUACAAAUGCACUGGUAACCAUGAACCUAUGUACAAAGCCUGAUAUAUCCUUGAUAAGCUGGGAUUUGGUUCGAUCUGUGUUAGCCGGACGAAUGGAUAGAUGACACGGGCAAGAAAAUCGUAAGAAUAAACAUAGGCCGAAUGAAGAUUGGCUAGGGAGAAAGUGGUGAAGAAAUUUGUGCUUUGGGAUCGACAAUGUAAUCAAACAUGGCACUACCCUCGGAUUUCAUGCCGCAUUAUAAUAUGUUACCUGAGAAAAGCUAGGUAUCACGGAUAUACGCAUCGUACAUACUCAUACAAGCUGAUUUUUAUAUCAAUGGUGGCGACACGCUGACGCGGUUCGAUUACGAGCAGAGGCUUGAUACUUAUGCUUGUGUAAGUACGCACCUUCCUAUGAAGGUAGAUGUGUAUUGCAGGACAAAAAUUAUCUACAAUAGCGAUAUUUUAUUCAAGAUUUGGUGCGUAUCUGUCUAUAGAGUCGAGUGUACCACUUCGUAGCACUUACGAAUAAUGGAAAAUAUUCGACAGCAAAUUAAUCAAAUAUAUCUCAUCCAUUGAUUGGAGUCGUUACAAACCGUAAAAACUUGGAAAACAGGAUUAUUUAAGAAAUUCUUGAAAUUAAGAAGCUGAAAGAUUACGCCGAUCCGCAGGCAUUACGUAUUUCAUUGAAAAUAUCCCACAGAAUAUUUUCAACAUAUUAGCACAUGUAUCCUAUUUCUAGACAAGACAUUCCAGUAUCUCGUAAAGCUCACCCGAAAAUUCCAACUGUUUGAUUUCUGUGUAAAAGCUAGAGAGACGAAGAGUUUCGUCAAUGGGAUCAUGUGGUUAUAGACAAUAUCGGGAAAUAGAGUUCUUGGUUCAAGAAUCUGAAACUUUUUAUUGUAACUACGCGGAGAAAAAAACAUAUUAGACUUAUGUGUGGGAUGGGAAUUACGUGAACAUAACUUUUUUGAAAGGUACCCUAAUUGUGGUAUUCGAAAAAUUCAAAGAACGUUCUUGAAUAAAAUUUCAACAUACUGACAACAAAUUCCACCGCAAUCCCCGUAAUUUUGACUGCAAAAUUACCGACGCCUAUGUCACUUCACUAUAUAUUUUUCCGUGUGGCUUAUGACUGGUCUGUGUAUACUGGUCGGUAACGAGUGAGAAAAUGGAAAAUAUUUCCAAGAAAUUAUUAAAAUACGCUUAUUACGUUCGUUCCAACUAAAAAUAGAUCUGCUGGUCGUGUUGAUCAUCUUAGUAUUAAUUAUGGUGAAGUAUCUGACCAAACCGUGUUUGCUACUGAUAAUUAAUUACAAUACAACUGUGUACAUUAUUUAUGUGUAGAAAUAAUUCGGGUUAG
Diprion similis is the source of this 3302-nucleotide messenger RNA. It is a transcript of the gene Pgant35A, whose product is annotated as polypeptide N-acetylgalactosaminyltransferase 35A-like. Gene Ontology annotation, biological process: regulation of Notch signaling pathway. Gene Ontology annotation, cellular component: Golgi apparatus. The record is from RefSeq and is a predicted model, not a curated record. The transcript has 7 exons. Lineage: Eukaryota; Metazoa; Arthropoda; Insecta; Hymenoptera; Diprionidae. Gene Ontology annotation, molecular function: Notch binding. Bases 133 to 2067 code for a protein of 644 amino acids.